GACACAAAAAUAUGGUUGCAAAUCAAACCUAAAAAGCCAUGGAAGAAAACACAAGACAACCAAAGUCACCAACCAAGGGUAACAUUGUCAUUCCACAGCCUCUAGCCUUUUCUUAAACAGUCUCUACAUUUUCCAGCCUCAUCAAAAGAACCACCUUAACAUAAACCCCUCAUGUUCUUUUCUCUUUUUGGUCUAAGCAACCACCACCAUGGCAGCACCAAUCUUUAACACUCCCUUCUUCACACUCUUUGUUUUUUUCUCUCUCCAACUUUAUCUCUCUUUCUCGUCCUCUCCCUCCAUCCAUGACCUUCUCCGUUCCAAAGGACUACCCCCUGGUCUCUUGCCAGAAGAGGUAAAGUCCUACACUUUCUCCCAAAAUGGGCACUUGGAAGUGUUCCUAGACGCACCUUGCCUGACCAAGUACGAGAACAGAGUCCUCUUUGAGCAAGUUGUCACUGCCAACCUUACCUACGGUAGCCUCAUAGGAGUUGAAGGUCUCCAACAAGAAGAACUCUUUGUCUGGCUCCCUGUCAAGGACAUAAUCGUAAAUGACCCUUCUUCAGGGUUGAUACUCUUUGACAUUGGCCUUGCCCACAAACAACUCUCUCUCUCCCUCUUUGAAGAUCCACCUCACUGCAAGCCCGAAGCUGUUCUCACAGAUACACUCACAGUUUCACAAACUGAAUACUUUCCGAGGUACAAUAGUAUUUAGUUUUUUUAUAAGAAACAAAUUUUGUUUCUCUAAUAGUAUUCUGAUACAGUACUACGGUAAAAUUCAGGAACUAAACUAACUUUUCUUUCGGUAGUUAAGAAACUACUGUAGUAGUUUAAAUAGAAUUUGUUUUAUUAUUUAGGAGAAAGCUGGUUUUUUGAAGGAUUAAUUUGAAGAUUUGUUGUUAAUUUUUUAGUGGCUUUCGACUUUCAUUUGCUUUCUCUGGGUUUGUCUCUGGUGUCUUCACAUCCCGAUGACCACACUAACAUCAAAAAAAGAGUCUCAGACAAGAACAUCCUAUUCAACCUUUUUCCAUUUCACAUGCCACAGACAAAAACAAUUAAGAGGAACUUUCCUAUGUUUAAAGAGAGAAAAAAAAAGUACAAUAUUCUACACUAUAUGUCAGUUUCCUGAGCCUCCUGCAUCAUCACAGUAACAUUUUUAGGCCGGAUAUGCAGUGCAAGUUCAAUGGGUGGGGUUAAUUACCGAUUUAAUUAUUUAAUUAUUUCAUUAUCUUAUCCGUUUUGUUGUUUCUUGUUGGGGUUUUUUUUUGUCAUUAUUUUUAAAUUUGCAUGCAUUUCCAAGGGCUUAAAAAGAUUGAUUUUUGUUUUGUUUAUAUGCAAAAUUGGUGGUUGAGGCUGCCUGU
Molecule: messenger RNA, 1358 nt
Organism: Vigna unguiculata (cowpea)
Lineage: Eukaryota; Viridiplantae; Streptophyta; Magnoliopsida; Fabales; Fabaceae
Product: serine protease, putative (Protein of unknown function, DUF538)
Source: RefSeq, a predicted model, not a curated record